UCUAGUCCCAACAGACUUAACUAGCAGAAGGGGAAGCGAAGAUCCGGGGGCUGGCUGCCAGAGAAGCACUGCUGAGUGUAAACACUCCAAAGCAUCUCAGAAUGCCCUUAUCAUAGGCAGCCCGAAAGCAGUUGUGCUCUGGGGCUCUGCAGCCAGGAGCAAUCCUGCAAGCAAAGAGUGUUUACUGUUGAUUAUUAGGACAAAGGAAACUACAGCCAAGCUGACCAGAAAGACUGGAAUUUCAUCUCUCUCACUCUGUCUUCCCCUCUGUCGCCCACUCGUUGGGUUUCUUUCUCUGCCAGCUUUUAAAACCAGAGAUUACUGGGUCAGUGACACUCAUUCCUUUCAUACAGCAUGAUCUUGUGCUCAGCCUCCUGAAGUAAUGCUGCUACCUGAUUUACAGACAUUAAAAGUGGUGUGAGAGAACAUUCGACAUUUUCUCAGGCUUGACCAAUGAAUUUUAUAAAAACUUGAGGAUAUUUUGAAAGGCAUCUGUUCAAACUGCAGUUAAAAGGUGCAUCCUAAUAGGAAACGUGGUACGUUUUUACCUGUGACUGAUGUUUUGGUCCUCCAUUAUACGGUGAGCGUUUGCUGGAGAGGGAGGAGAAGACUCCUUUUGUCAAGAACUUUUCCUCUAGCAGAAAAGAGCUGGCGUAGCCUCACAAUAUGAAGCCCUUUGAGAAAACCUGGUUGUUGCUAUUGCUGUCUGUUCUCCUAAGAGCUGUCUGCUCGUCUUUUAUAAGUGUCAACCUUGGCAUUAAAGUGAUGAAAGGACAGUCUGUUUUCCUGUCAGAAGAUGACCUCAAGUUUUCCAUCCCCAGAGAGAAGGAUGUGUGCAAAGUCGAAGUUGUGAGAAACGAGCCAAUAACGCAAAGGGUUGGGAAGCUAACCCCACAGGUUUUUGACUGUCACUUUCACCUUAAUGAAGUCAAGUAUACCCACAACGGUUGUCCGAUUUUAGACGCAGACACAGUCAUGCUUAGGCUGUACAGGUUUACAGAAAAUGAAACAUUUGUAGAAACAUUCACCCUCCACGUACAGUUACUUGAGCCAGACUGUAACAUCAUCAAAAUGCGCUCCCGAGCUUUGGAGGUGCCUGAAUACUAUGGUCUGUCCAGGGCAAUUGACAAGAACAUCCUCACUUUUGACUACAACAGGAAGAUGAAUUUGGAAUGCACCAUUUCCAUAGCUUCUUCAGAAACCCACCUCCCUGCUCAUGGCCAGCUCAUGCUGGAGGGCAUGCAGCAGGAACAGCUUCGAGGGGAUCAACCACAGAGCUUCCUCCUUGGCCCUAAGCACAGCCCAGGCCAGCAGUGCAGAAAUGGGAGCUGUGUGUUGGGACUGAGAGUCAUCCAUAACACAAAAAUGAGCUGUGAAGAGUUUCUGAGGAAGGGCAUUCGGUAUCAGCACCUUGACCCUCGCUCACCAGAUAUUGAUUAUAUUCCAGUGAGGCUGGAUCUCACAGAUAGCAGAAGCAAAACUCUGCACAAGACUGAGUAUGCGUGGCUCCCUGUUCAGAUUAAAAGUGCUACGCCCAAUCAAAUACCCAAAGCUGUUCCAAUGACAAAGUUCAUCUUGGAAGUAGACCAAUUUAUUUUAACUCCCAUUACAACCACAACGGUUGAUGCUGAAGAUAAGGAAACUCCAAAGUCCCUGCUGGUGUUCAACAUUACAAAGCCACCUCUGCAAGGCUUCAUUACUCACCUAUCAGACCACACAAAGCCUGUUGGUUCCUUCACAUGGAAAGAUCUCAGUGAAACACUUAUUGCUUAUCAGCCUCCAAACAACAGCCACACAGAGAAGAGGAAUUAUGAGCUGGAGGUUGAGGUUCACGACUUCUACUUUGAGAGGAGUUUACCAAUCAUAGUGCAACUUUCUAUUAGAACAGCAGAUACAAAUGCUCCUCGGGUUUCAUGGAAUACAGGCCUCAGCCUCCUGGAAGGGCAAUCCCGGCCGAUCACAUGGCAGCACCUGCAAGUGGUAGACAAUGAUGAUAUCCAAAAUGUUCGCCUGGUCACAGUUGAUGGCUUACAGCAUGGGCGGCUCACGGUGAGAGGAGGAAAAGGAUUCAUGUUUACAGUUUCUGAUAUUCAGACUGGAGCUGUUUACUACCAUCACGAUGACAGUGAUUCCACAAAGGAUUUUGUGGUGUUCAGGAUUUUUGAUGGCCUGCAUAGUAUUCGCCAUAAGUUUCCAAUCAAUAUCCUCCCUAAAGAUGACAGCCCUCCAUUUCUUAUCAGCAAUGUGGCAAUUGAAGCACAGGAGGGACAGACGAUCCUGAUCCAGGGCUCCAUGCUUCAAGCUUCUGACAUGGAUUCCAGUGAUGACUACAUAGUAUUCAAUAUUACCAAGCCACCACAGGCUGGAGAAAUCAUGAAGAAACCAGGGCCAAACUUAAUAGGGUAUCCUGUCAGCAGUUUUCUUCAGAAGGAUCUGUUUAAUGGAAUUAUUUACUAUCAUCAUUUGGGAGGAGAAGUAUUUGAAGAUUCUAUUGAGUUUGUGCUGUGUGAUAGCCAUGACCCUCCCAAUCUCUCAGAGCCACAGGUGAUGAUGGUGCACAUUAUACCUGUGGAUGACCAGCUACCCAGAGAAGCCCCAGGAGUGACCCGCCACCUGGUUGUUAAGGAGACUGAGAUUGCUUACCUAACUAAGAAACAUCUCCACUUUAUAGAUGUGGAAGAGCAUGACAGGGAGCUCACGUACACCAUAACCUCUUCCCCAUUUUUCUCUUGUGUACAUGGCCACUCCGAUGCUGGGAAGCUAUUUAUGGUGGACACCAUCCCCAAACUGGUCAAGGAUCCUGCUGCUCUUGCUCUGAGGUCAUUUACUCAGCACGCUGUGAACUAUAUGAAGGUUGCUUACAUGCCCCCACUGCAGGAUAUUGGGCCCAAUCCUCAACAAGUCCAGUUUGUAUUUUCUGUCAGCAAUCAGCAUGGUGGCACUUUGUAUGGAAUCUGCUUCAAUAUUACUAUUCUUCCUGUGGACAACCAAGCCCCAGAGGUUUUUACAAGCCACUUGAGGGUGGAAGAGGGUGGCCUGAGCCCUGUCACAGAGGGACACAUUCUCAUCUCUGACGUGGACACAAAACAGGAACAUCUCCUCCUCCUUCUGCAGCGACAGCCUCAGCAUGGGGCAGUGGAGCUGGAUGGUGUUCCCAUGAGGGAGGGUGACAAGCUUUCCUGCGGGGACCUGCAUACCCUGGCAGUCAGUUAUCGGCAUGAUGGUUCUGAGACUCUUACAGACGAAGUCCUUUUUGCAGCCACAGAUGGCAUCCACUUCUUAGAGUUCACCCUGCAGGUCAAGGUGUUGCCCGUGAAUGAUGAGCCACCUGUUAUGCAAACAGGGCUUAUCAAUGUGGUGCGUUGCCCGGAGGGUGAAGAAGUGGUCCUCUCCUCAGAGUACAUAUAUGCCACAGAUGCAGACAGUGAUGACAUGAAGCUGGUGUUCGUGCUGGUUCGCCAGCCCUCCCAGGGUGUGCUGAGAAAAGCUGGAAUUGUUGUGGAGCGUUUCUCCCAGGCUGAUGUCAUCUCUGGCUUGGUCACCUAUAAGCACACUGGUGGGGAGAUUGGCUUGAAUCUUUCCUUUGAGAUCUUAACUUUUGUUGUUUCUGAUGAUGAAGCCGGCCCAGAUGUGAAAGACUGCUGUUAUGACAGACCUCUUCCUCCUCCAGUUCCUCUUCACCGUCCACUCCCAGUGUAUAACCUUAACGUCACUGUACUUCCAGUGGACAACCAACCUCCAUCUAUUGCAACUGGUGCAAGGUUUGUUGUGGAGGAGGGCUCCUCAACAGCCCUUACCUCUAACCAUUUGUUUGCCACCGACCCUGACACCACUGCAGAUGACUUAGAGUUUGUCUUGGUUUCUCCUCCUCAGUUUGGUUAUAUUGAAAAUAUACUGCCUUCUCCUGGGUUUGAAAAGAGUAACAUUGGUAUAAGUAUAGCUUCGUUUCAGUUGAAGCACCUGAAAGCCCUGAGUAUAAACUAUGUACAAGCCAGGCACAUGCGAGUGGAGCCAAGAGCAGACCACUUUGUACUUUAUGCCACCGAUGGCCUGCGUCGUUCAGCAGAGAUUCCAUUUUUUGUGCUGAUCAACCCAACCAAUGAUGAAGUCCCAGAAUUCAUAGCAAGAAACAUUACUGUUCAAGAAGGUAUGGUGAAAGAGCUGGAUCUCUCUGUUAUCAAUGCUGUUGAUCUGGAUGUGCCUCAAGACCAUUUGGUAUUUGAUGUUGUGCAGCAGCCUUCACAUGGAUUCCUCAUUAAUGGAGUUCAUGGCAAUGAUAUUCUACAGUACAAAGAGUUAAUUCACCACCACAGCAGUGGGUUGCUUGUUCAUGACUUUUCUAUGGAGCUACUGAAGAAUGGUAUGAAACUGAUGUACAUGCAUGACGAUUCAGAAAACCUCAAUGACAGCUUUAAAAUCCAGCUAUCAGAUGGGAAACAUAAAGUCCUCAGAACCAUUUCAGUAAAGGUCAUCCCAGUUAAUGAUGAGAAACCAGUGCUGAGCAAGAAGGAUAAUAUAGAGGUGCGUAUGGGUGAAACUCGAAUUAUUUCUAGUGCUGUUCUGUCAGCUGAAGAUAAAGAUACUCCUAGAGAGAGAAUUUUCUACUUAUUUGAAAGACUUCCAGAAAAUGGCCAGCUUCAAAUCAAGGUAGGCAAAGACUGGGUGACUCUCCAAACCGGAAUGAAGUGCACUCAGGAAGAACUGGAUAUGAACCUUGUCAGAUACGUCCACACAGGAGCUAUAGGGUCCAAGAACCAAGACUUGUUCACAUUUUAUCUGUGGGAUGGGUACAACAGAUCCCCAGCUGUAGACUUCUACAUAAAUAUCAAGAACAUGGAAAAGGGAGACAUUGCUGUUUUCAUAAAGCCUCUCAAAGUACCAAAAGGGGAUCGAGGCUACAUUACGACUGAUGUCCUCCUUUCACUGGAUGGUACUGACAAGCCUGAAGAGCUUCUCUAUGUGAUAACUUCCCCUCCUCAAUAUGGACAAAUAGAGUAUGUUAGCUAUCCUGACAUCCCCAUAACGAGCUUCAGUCAAAUGGAUGUUGCAAGUCAGAUAGUCUGCUAUGUUCACAGCACCAAGGCACAUUCAAGGCAAGAUGCAUUCAGAUUCAUCAUCAGCAAUGGACUGAGGACUAAGCAUGGAACAUUCACGAUCUCCCUGGAGGCAGUUGACCAAACUUUGCCUACACUAUCUAGGAACAUGGGGUUAAGAUUAACGGAAGGCAAUAUGGUACUCCUUUCUCCUGAUGUCCUGCAGCUUACAGACUCUGACACUGCCAAAGAAAACCUUACCUUCCUCUUGGCUCAGCUCCCCCAGUAUGGUCAUCUCUAUUACCGAGGGGCUGUACUACUACAGUACAAUUUCACCCAAUGUGAUGUGGACAAUAUGGAUAUUGCAUACAAGCACCGAGGUGGGGAUUCACAGAUUGACAGAUUUACAUUUGUUGCAACAGAUAGGACUAACCAAGGCUUCAUCGUGAAUGGGAGGGUGCAGAUUGAGCCAGUGGCAUUCAUCAUUCAGGUAGAUCAUUUGGACAAAAUGGCACCAAGAAUCAUUCAUCUCCGUUGCUUAUCUGAUGUGGAAAUGCUGAAGAAUGGCAAUUAUGGGAUCUACAUUACUUCCAGGUCCCUGAAGGCAACUGACUCCAAUACAGAGGAUGACAAAAUAUUUUUUAAGAUCUUACGAGGUCCUCGUUAUGGUUACCUGGAAAAUAUAACAACAGGUGGACUUAUCCAUGAAGGCUUUAGCCAAAAGGAUUUAAAUAGCAAAAUUAUAUUUUAUGUCAUCAAUCCACUGUGGGAAGUGCAUUCAGACAACUUGGAGUUUCAAGUCACAGAUACCAAUGGAAAUUCAGCAAUUCCCCAAAUGCUGGAACUACGGUGGUCUCGCAUUGAAAUGCAGCAGACUGAAUAUGAAGUGUGUGAGAACAUGGGGAUGGUGUCUCUGAAAAUCACGAGGGCAGGGCACUCUACUGACUCUGCCUUUAUCGUGGUGAAGGUCAAUGAAAUAUCUGCUGUGCUGGGAAAGGACUUUACAGCGACUCCCUCCAAACUUAUUCAGUUUGAUCCAGGAAUGUCAACCAAGAUGUGGAAUAUAGCAAUUACUUAUGACAGAUUAGAGGAAGAUGAUGAAGUCUUUGAAGUAGUUCUGAACUCCUCUGUGAAUGCUGUUCUUGGCACCAAGACAAAAGCUGUAGUGAAAAUUUUGGACUCAAAAGGAGGUCAAUGCAGUUCUUUACAUUCUUCCAGCCAAAGCAAACAAGACUUCUGGAGGAGAAGCACGCUGUUUGCAGUUUCCUCAGGCUCCUCAUCACCUCCCAGGCCUGGCAGCGUUAACUUGGAAGGGAUCCCACCACCUCCUUCCAAAAGGAUGAGAGAACACAGAGGUGACAUACUGCAGGAGCCCAGCUUGGCAAAUCGGUCAAGGGCCAGGCUGAGAGUGACUGGAAAUGGCAGAAUAGUUCAUCCUUCAUCUGUAUUUAGAAAUGGAACAGAUGUGGUUUACAAAUACCAUGGGAUGGUAUCACUCAAAACAGAGGAUGACAUCUCAUCAGCUAAAGCAAACAAGAAGGCUGAAGUGUCAGUAAUUAACCAAGCACAAUCACAGAUAAAUGCCAUUUCCACUAGGAAGACAGAAAUCCCACAAGCUGAUAAGGCAGAACUGGCAUCUGAACCAAGCUCAAGACGUCGGGGCAUUCACUCUUUUUCAAGGGCCUGUACACCAGAUUUGAAGGGGCUCAUGCAUUAUGAAGGAAGCAUUCAAAAGUUAUUUCAGUGUGAUGGGAUAGAAUGGAAAUUUUGGAGUUCCCAAAGCAAGGAGGCAGACAUGAAAAAAUGUCCCUCCGGAUGGCGUCAUCAUGAUGGCAGCUGCUAUUUCCUGGUAGUGAAUCAAAAGGUCACCUGGGAUACUGCUGCUCAGGUCUGCAGAGAACAAUACCUGGGGAGCCUCACAAGUGUGGCUAAUGAACGACACAUGCAGUGGUUGUGGGACUUCAGUGGGAGGAAGCCCUUUUGGAUAGGCCUGAAUGACCAAGUCAAUCCUGGACACUGGGAGUGGAAUGGAGGAGAACCUGUUACCUACAUAAACUGGAGAAGAGGCUCCAAUCACUUUCCAAAGAGAGGCAACAACUGUGUAGUGGUGCAGAAAAGAGGAAAAUGGCAAGCAACUGACUGCAGGAAGGCCAGACGGAACAGCUACAUAUGUUCAAGAAAGCUGUAAAAAAUUGGGAUCCCUGUGAAAGCAUGUGGACAUUCCUUUUGUUUCCGUCUAUCUGCAGACAAGUGAUAUGCAGAUAGAAAACUAUCUUAAUUAUCACCAAAGAUUAUUUUACAUGCUGCCAGAGAUCCAGAUGCUUUGGUCUCUUACCAAGAAAUAGAGGUCAGUAGUAAACAGCAAGUUUACUUUACUUUACUGGUCAAGGCUUUGAUCUCUUUCCAAAUACAUCUAUCUGUCACUUGAUUCAUUCACAUUUUCACACUAAAGAACUAGGCCUGACAGCCUACAUAGAAUUUCUGUGUAAACAUACUUACUAAAAAAAAAAAAGAAAAGUAAUCAUCAUCAUUUUGUUUCAGUCUUAAAGACUGAAUGUGGAUUGGCUUUAAUUUAAAUAUUUUAAUUAAAUUGCAAUGAAAACUGCAGUUUUGUCCUGCAGUCACAGAGAAAGAAAGACAACUUGGGACCAACACGAGAGCAGACUCUGCUGAGUGGCUAUAAACAAGUUCUCUUGGGUGAGGAUGGGAGAGACACUAUCAGAAUACUGGUGCUUAUUCUGUGGAUGCCCGACUACAGUGUUUUACAAAAAGAGUAACCGCAGAAGGGUUUACUGAUUGCAUACCAUACAAGCAAAGCUUUUUUGUUACUUUUUUGGCCUUCCAAGAACAGUUUCAGAUCCAAAUUAAUCUUCUCACACACAGUUGCAUGUUGUUUGACAUUCUGACUAAAAUCAUGCAAUGCUUUUUGGAGUUCCAGGAUGGUGGUAUCAUUUGUGCAGUGUAAUUAAAUAAUGUGGGCUCUCUAGAUCUAAUGCUAUCUCAAAGGAUAAUUCACAUGCACACAAAAUUAAUACAGAAGCUUAAUCCCAGAAUAAUAUCAUGGGAUAUUCAGUGAUACAUGAACAUCAAUAGGAUUAGUAUGUGUGUACACAGUGUAACUGUGAUAGGCACAUUAUAUUAAAGCAGCUAUGGAUUUUCAAAAGUAUUAAUCUAAGUCCUUAUUAGGGAUUUGAGGUUUUUAAAAAUAAUAAUAAAAAAUCCAGAUUUAUUUCUGAGAAAGGCUUAAAAAUCAGCAUUUAACAGGGAAAAAAAAAAGCCAACCAGCUGCCUGUAACUUCCCAUUUGGUAACACUUCGACCUGUCAAAAGACUUGUUUUAGGACCUUCUUACUGCCAGCCUCAGAGUUAAAACAGAAACAAGUCCUAAGCUUCCUAAAAAAAACCAAACAAACCAACUUCUCCCGAACAUUCUCUCUGCCCAGAAGGAGAGAGUGACAGGUGGUGUGGUACAGCAUAUGGAGAAUUUGCCCUGUUCUAUAUGAAAUCUCAGCCCUCCUGUCUGCCUGCCUGCUGCCAGCAAUGGAUUCUGUCCAUGCCCUCUGUAAGUUCAUUGAUUUGUCCAGCCUCUGAACCAAUUGCAUUUCUGCACCAUUUCCAACUCUGCUCUUUCUAAGGUUCCACAAAGUCUGGUGGGGGAACAGAUGAAGCAGAAUCAUCUCUCUAAGCUGAAGGAUACCAUUCAGGGUUGUAUUUAUCCCUCCUUCUUGUCUAUGGUAUGUUACAGUAGGCAUGUCAGUAGCUGGACAACCCUUCCAUUUAGUGAGGACCUUUGUGAAGUUGCUAUGGUAAAUAAGCACAAGUGCAUCACAAGUUUAGAUGUAAAACACUGUGGACAGAACCUUAUCACCAUUAAUGCUAAUAUCAACAGAUACAACCUAACAUAUUUCCAGGACUUUUUUGUUGCUGUUGUUGUUAUCUUUUUGCCAAACUUCCAGACACUUCUGCCAGUAAGAGUCCAGUAAAGCACAUGUGGGAUCUCUGACUGCAUUCUGGAAUCACUGAGAAAAACUACUAAGAGAGUGUGUUAAGAUAACCAGAAACUUUUAUUUCUUUGGGAUUUCCUGCUGUGUUUAUUGGUGCUAUCUUUGUGAAAAUUAUGAGCACUGUUUAAAUACCUCUCCUAAUUAUUUAAUGAAUGACUAUAACAGAGAGGGAAUUUUGGCCACAGAGUUCUUGUUAUUUGACCAAUAAGUAAUAAAUGGCUAAUGCCUAGACUGAGAAAUCAAAGAUCUCAGGUUUUUGAAGAGGGGAUAGUUCUUCUGUAUUAUACCUUUCUUAAAGUACCUUCAAGUGUUUGAAGAAUAUGAAACCUUCACUAUGAAACAGAUCGUUACUUCUGCAAAAUGUAUGUGUUUACUUUUUUCAUUAAAUCUACAGCAAUGUAUUCAUUAAUAAAGCUAAAACUUUUAUAUGAUACCACAAGGACAUUUCUAACCUGAAAUGCUGCAGAAUUAUUUUUCAGUACAACAAACUCUUCUGAGCAUGCACUCAUAAAUUUUAAUUUGUCUAUCUUUAAAAAUGAAAUGUUUUUUGAGCAAUUUUUGUAUCUUUUAUUAGAAUGCCUGAGUUUGAAGAAAACAACAAACUCAGAACAGGGAAAGCAUGAAUAAGUCACUUUUUUUUUUCCUGUUGCAUUAGGAAGGUGAUGUCUCUAUGAGAAAGAGAAUAAAAUCCUAAAAAGUUACUGGGAACAUUUUUAGUCUUCAAUACUGUUCAAAUUGGACUUUGAGUAAACUCAGGGGGGAAAGGAGCAUUCAGGGGAUCAACAUAAGCAGGGUAAUUUUGAGAGGGUGCAAGUCAUGUAAAUUCUGGUGUUCACCUAUGGAUGUUCUGGAUAAACAUGAGAACUGCUUCAUUGGAAUUAUCCAUAUGUCUUUCAAAAGCAACAGAAUUCAGAAUUAAGAGGCAACAGCUUAGUCUUUAGGCCGGCUUUUUACAAAGUGAAUGAUGAUGUAAUGUGAGCUUCUUAUUUGUCUGCUUCUUUUAACCACCUCCUCUCUCUGUUAAACAUCUUAUCUAUUGACCAACUUCAAACAAGUUUGACAGAGAAGAUAACUCAAAGAUGACAGCUGUGUAAAACAUUUCUAGGCAACUGGCCCCUGAAGCAUUUUCCAAAUCAAUGUUUUCUGAUCUGAAUUCUUGUGCUUUUACACUACUGAGAUCUUGCAGUCGGUGGAGACCUUCUGAAGUAAUCCUGCAACUGGAGUAAAGACCUUUCUUCGUCCCCCACAUUCAGCCAAACACAGGGAGACCAAGAUUCAUUAACUUAGGAACAAGCUGUUUUGAGUGUGUUAUUACCAACUUCAUAGAGAUAAAGCUUUAAUUUGGAAAAAAAUCUGUGAAGCUUUUCAGAUCUCUUUUGUGCCACUUAAACCUAAUGAAUGCAUUCAAGUCUUCACUCAUUCUAAAAUUAUAAAAAUAGAUUAACUAAG
Messenger RNA from Lagopus muta (rock ptarmigan), 10485 nucleotides. RefSeq names its product FRAS1 related extracellular matrix 1 (gene FREM1). Gene Ontology annotation, cellular component: membrane. The record is from RefSeq and is a predicted model, not a curated record. Lineage: Eukaryota; Metazoa; Chordata; Aves; Galliformes; Phasianidae. Gene Ontology annotation, biological process: cell communication. The transcript has 37 exons. The coding region runs from base 667 to 7221 and encodes 2184 amino acids.